GUCCCUCAUAUUUGGUCUUUAAUUAAAGAGCGCCGCCCUCAGCGAAGGCGAAUCCUGCAAAUUGCCCAGUAUUUUAUCCCCGUAAUGGGUAAGAGUCGAAGCCGAUCACGAAACCAACAAAAGAUUCAUUUAACUUUGGACCCAUUUUAGUUAAAUAAUUGUCUUUUCAAUUUCUGCUGUUUUUGAGCGUUUGUAAUUUCUAUCCAAAAGGGAAAUGGCAGUCUCAUCCAUAGCCAAUCUCUUCUCCUUGUUCACACCGUCCAAACCACCACCAACCCCCAAAAUUCCCUGUUUUUCCCCUUUACAAGUAUCAUCUUCAACUUCCGUAGUUUACCCAUCACUUGCUAACGCAAACACCCUUUUCUUCAGAUCAGCUUACAAUGUUCAAGUCAUUGUGGAUGAUAAUGAGCACGAAGAGAGGCUUAUCGGACGCUUUCGGAGGGAAGUGAUGAGAGCUGGAGUAAUACAGGAAUGCAAGCGUAGGAGAUAUUUCGAGAACUCCCAAGAUGAGAAGAAACGCAGGACACGUGAUGCUGCUAAACGCAACCACGUGGCCCACCACCAUCAAGAAAUUUUGGACAGGAUAAGCAAGAGACAACCAAGAGCAAGAGGGACGAUGAUGAUGAAGAUAACUGGGAACUUCCUGAUGGAGGUAUCCCCAAUUGAAAUUAAUUUUCAGAUCUUUUUUCGUUUUGGCUCUUGGUAGGUUGUGGCUCAUUUUCAAUCCUGGAGGGGCUUUCUAACCAUGUAAUAUCCUGUGGGAAUUAUUUCCUUCACCUAUUUCUUUUUUCGCAAUUUUCUAAUGGAAACAUGACUGUUAAUCCUUGCUUCAAAGUGUUAGAUUGGUCGACUGCCUUGCUAUUUCA
This is a messenger RNA of Lycium barbarum (goji berry), 866 nucleotides long. RefSeq names its product small ribosomal subunit protein bS21c. The record is from RefSeq and is a predicted model, not a curated record. Gene Ontology annotation, cellular component: ribosome. Gene Ontology annotation, biological process: translation. Gene Ontology annotation, molecular function: structural constituent of ribosome. The transcript is spliced from 2 exons. NCBI's taxonomy places the organism in Eukaryota, Viridiplantae, Streptophyta, Magnoliopsida, Solanales, Solanaceae. Bases 215 to 706 code for a protein of 163 amino acids.